AUGAUGGAAGAAAGUACUGAGAGAGGUACAAGGGAAGAUAGUGAGAACCCUUUAAAUCAAGUAUAUGUUGAAGGCAGGAUGCCUUCAAUGAGAGAACUUGACAAGGACAUUCUCCUCAAUCCUUGGGUAGCCUUGGCAGCUAUGAAUGAAUUCCUGGAGAAUAUCUGGCAACAAUGGAGGGAUUAUGGGUUUGGACCCAAAAGCUUCCAUAACCACAGGAUAGAUCCAGUCAAGAACCUCAAGGACCAAACUAGCAGGGCUAGCAGCCCAGACACUAGGGCAGCAGAAAAGAGGGAAGAGGAAGGUUACCCACAGGGCAAAGCUAUAGUGCCCCAGUUGGAGGUGGAAGCAAUAGGAGCAGUCUUGCCCCUAGCAUGCCAAACUGACCAGUGUACAGUGACAGACAAAACUGUUGCAAUGCUUGUGAUGCUAUUCUUCAUGGGCAGUUAUGAUACAUAUACCAUUGGAAAGGGGAACUUCCAGCUUUCCAGAACAUUAAGGUGCAUUGCAACACUUUUGUCCCUGACUGGUGAAAUAGUGAAAAGUGACCUUGUGAUGGGAUUGAGGGUAUGA
This is a messenger RNA of Pisolithus orientalis, 573 nucleotides long. RefSeq lists its product as uncharacterized. NCBI's taxonomy places the organism in Eukaryota, Fungi, Basidiomycota, Agaricomycetes, Boletales, Pisolithaceae. The coding region runs from base 1 to 573 and encodes 190 amino acids. The record is from RefSeq and is a predicted model, not a curated record. The transcript is spliced from 6 exons.